AUGGUUAGGGCACCAGUGGACCGCGGUGAGGGACAGAUUUCAGGAGCUAAUAUUGAGGAUAGAGCUAUGCCGAGGCUUGGACGAGAGUUAUAUGAGAUGGAGCAGCUACGUAAUACAAAUCCCCUCGAGUUUUCUGGAGAGGGGGAGGGUUUUAAGGCUGGGGAGUGGUUGCGCCAAGUGAGCAGGCGAUUGGAGACUUUGGCUAUACCGGACAAUAGGAGGAUGACGUUGAUCUCAUAUUAUUUGAGGGGGAUAGAUUUUGAGUGGUGGGAUUCCUUGGAUCAAAGGAAGAAUGAUUUGACUUGGGUGUCCUUUGAGUUACUAUCCAUGCAGCGGUUCGUGCCAUGGUCUUUCCAGGCGGAUAAGGCCAAACAGUAUCUUGAUUUGGUGCAAACACCCGAGAUGACAGUGUCACAGUAUAGCAAGAAGUAUGAGGAGUUGUACAAGUAUGGGAAGAAGUAUGCUCCGGAUGAUGAAAGCAAAGCUGAGAAAUACCGAGAUGGUCUACUCCCGAGCAUUGGCAGGAUGGUGAUUGCUUCUAGGGUGAGGACUUAUGAUGAGACGGUGGAUAUGGCACUAGAGUUAGAGCAAGGAGAGCGCAACUCCCGCCAGUAUUGGGAUGUGCAGAAAGGUCAUAAAGCUUCAACAAUUAGUGACAGUGGAGGAGGUAGCCAAAAGAAACCGAGGACUGAGUUUCAGGGCUUGAGGGGCCAGAAGGUUGAGCAAGGCAAAGGUUCGAGGCCAAGGGAUGGCAAGAUUGUGUGUUACAAGUGCGGUCGGGAGGGCCAUAAGAAGAAUCAGUGCACCGUCAUUGGAGUCAAGUGUUAUGGGUGUGGUACGGUUGGUCAUAGGAAGCAUGAGUGUCCACGGGGUGGUAGAGCUUCAGAGCAGUCACAAGCACCGGGUUUACCAUCACCAGCUCCUACUCCAACUCUUACUUUUACUGUUCCGUCAGGAGGAAGGGGGCGAGGUGGGGCUAAGCAGCAGACAACAUUGACUCAGGGGAGAGCAUUUGCAUUAGGACACCAUGAGGCAUCUGAGCAUCCUAACUUUAUUGGAGGUACCUUUCUCAUUUCAAACUGUUGGGCAAAGGUAUUAUUUGAUUCAGGAGCUACGACAUCAUUCAUUUCUACGUCCCUUGCGCAUGCAUUGAGUUUGAAAAUCUCUCCAAUGAGGUGA
Tripterygium wilfordii is the source of this 1179-nucleotide messenger RNA. RefSeq lists its product as uncharacterized. The coding region runs from base 1 to 1179 and encodes 392 amino acids. The record is from RefSeq and is a predicted model, not a curated record. NCBI's taxonomy places the organism in Eukaryota, Viridiplantae, Streptophyta, Magnoliopsida, Celastrales, Celastraceae. Gene Ontology annotation, biological process: proteolysis. The transcript has a single exon. Gene Ontology annotation, molecular function: zinc ion binding; aspartic-type endopeptidase activity; nucleic acid binding.